AGAGUGGGGAAAGACUUGUGAAGCACAGAGCUUUGGGGCGCCCGAAAUUCUGUGUGUCCACGGCGCAGAGACGUAGGAGGAAUGCGGAACUCAGCGAGUCUGGGGAAGUGGAAAUAGGCAAGUUCUUGGAUCCAAAGGAACGGACCACAAUAGGCAGGCGGGGCGGGGAGAGGCGGUUAUACGUUUAAACUACAGUUCCCAGGAAGCAUUAGGCAGACGGAUGUGAGGUUAGGCGCGAGCCGCGACCUUUGAAGGCAAGAAGGAAGUGCUUGGGCGUCGCAGAACUGGAGAAGCGGAGGAAGAGGGAGCAGUAUGUCUGCAGAAGUCCCCGAGGCAGCCUCCGCGGAGGAGCAGAAGGAAAUGGAAGAUAAAGUGACUAGUCCAGAGAAAGCUGAAGAAGCAAAAUUAAAAGCAAGGUAUCCUCAUCUGGGACAAAAGCCUGGAGGUUCCGAUUUUUUAAGGAAACGAUUGCAGAAAGGGCAAAAAUAUUUUGAUUCUGGGGAUUACAACAUGGCUAAAGCAAAAAUGAAGAACAAGCAACUUCCUACUGCAACCCCGGAUAAGACAGAGGUCACUGGUGACCACAUUCCCACUCCACAGGACCUUCCUCAACGGAAACCAUCUCUUGUUGCUAGCAAACUGGCUGGCUGAUUAAAAAGAGCUGAACUGCA
Messenger RNA from Odocoileus virginianus texanus, 671 nucleotides. RefSeq names its product cAMP regulated phosphoprotein 19 (gene ARPP19). Gene Ontology annotation, molecular function: protein phosphatase inhibitor activity. Gene Ontology annotation, cellular component: cytoplasm. NCBI's taxonomy places the organism in Eukaryota, Metazoa, Chordata, Mammalia, Artiodactyla, Cervidae. The record is from RefSeq and is a predicted model, not a curated record.